This is a messenger RNA of Haliotis rubra (blacklip abalone), 2972 nucleotides long. RefSeq lists its product as uncharacterized. Bases 59 to 2368 code for a protein of 769 amino acids. NCBI's taxonomy places the organism in Eukaryota, Metazoa, Mollusca, Gastropoda, Lepetellida, Haliotidae. The transcript has 17 exons. The record is from RefSeq and is a predicted model, not a curated record.
CACACUCCCAUAGCUUGUGCAUUCAACAAGGAAGUAUUUUGCACCGGUCGGAUUUCUAAUGGCGUUUUACUUCAUGUUCAGGAUCAGAAAGUCGCACCUGCUAGAAAGAAGAAUGAACCCGUGUGAUCUUCUUUGUCUUCUGAUCUUCAUUACCCUCCUCUCUGGAACAUGCAGGCUCCUGCCACAGUGGUCGCACCUGUUGGAAUCCAAACACAAGUGUCGUGUUGCUUGGACCCAAGCUGCGAUAACACGGCUAUAUCACGUGUGUACAACAAGGAAGUAUAUUCUGCAGGUAGGAUGUCUAAUGGCGAUUGACUUCAUGUACAGGAACAGAAAGUCGCACCUGACAGAAAAAAGUAUGAACCCGUGCGAUCCUUAUUGUCUUCUGAUCUUUAUGACCUUUCUCUCUGGAACCACUGGGGCAAGACUGACCACAUCGCCGAGUCAAAUAACAAUCGGGGGUAGUAACCCAACAUCUCAGUUGACUGUAAGUUGCAGCCCAAAUGCACCUGGAAUAACACAAGUGUUUACCAUAGUGAUUGGCAAGAAGUCUUCUACUGGCCCUGAUCAGCCUAUUAUAGAAAUGACCAACACAGUUUCGUCAGUACAAGUAGUGGACACAAGUCUACAACAGCGGAUGACAGCCUCAGGUUCUAUUAGUGGAGCAACAAGCAACAUACAGUUCAUCCUGACAGAUCUGAGAUGUGCUGAUGCUGCUUCUACAUACUACUGCAAAACGUUAUACUUGGCGGGGUCAGCUGGAAAUGACGAGACAACAGCCAACAUCACAGCUAGAACUUACCCAGAGCAGAUAGAGAUGUUCCCUUCUCCUGACAGGGUCCAGUAUGACGAUGGUCAGCUCUUAUCAAUCAGAUGUACAGGCAGGAUCGGGAACCAGUUUGAUGAGAACAACCUCCAGAACCUGUGGACAUGGGAGUGGCGAUCUGUAAACAACGAGUUCGCCUCCUGGGCACGGUACCCAAACGACCAAAACAUCACCUACGACAGUCCUACUUCGUCAGCGGAAUGUCAAUACACAGGGGCGACAACGCUGGUUCAUACAGUCUCGAAUCUAGACAAUGGAAGACAGUUCAGGUGUUCUGUCCUAAGUGCAGACUACAGUGCAAACAAGACUGUUUAUGUUGUUGGUCAAACAGCGCCAGCACCGCCCGAUACGUCUGCAGGUGCCUCUGGGGCAAGCCUAACCGCAUCACCAAGCCAAAUAACAAUCGGGGGCAGUAGCCCAACAUCUCAGCUGACUGUAAGUUGCAGGCCAAAUGCACCUGGGAUUACACAGGUGUUUUCCAUAUCGAUUGGCAAGAAGUUUUCUACUGGGUCAGAUCAGCCUAUAAUACAAAUGACCACUACAGUUUCGUCAGUACAAGUAGUGGACACAAGUCUACAACAGCGGAUGACAGCCUCGGGUUCUAUUAGUGGAGCAACUGGCAGUAUACAGUUCAUCCUGACAGAUCUGAGAUGUGCUGAUGCUGCUUCUACAUACUACUGCAAAACGUUAUACUUGGCGGGGUCAGCUGGAAGGGAUGAGACAACUACCAACAUUACAGCUAGAACUUAUCCAGAGCAGAUAGAGAUGUUUCCUUCUCCAGACAGGCUCCAGUAUGACGAUGGUCAGCUCAUCUCAUUCAGAUGUGCAGGCAGGAUCGGGAACCAGUUUGAUGAUAACAACCUCCAGAACCUGUGGACAUGGGAAUGGCGAUCUAUAGAUACCGAGUUCACCACCUGGACACGGUACCCCAACGACCAAAACAUCACCUACGACCCUCCUACGUCGUCGGUGGAAUGUCAGUACACAGGGGUGUCAACACUGAUUCACACAGUCUCGAAUCAAGACAAUUGGAGGCAGUUAAGGUGUUCUGUCAUCAGUGCUGACUACAGCUCAAACAAGACUGUUAAUGUUGUUGGUCAACAACCACCAGGGGAAACAUCUACUUCCGAAACGCCUACAAGUGGUCAACAACCGCAACGACCUACAACUCCUUCAGAAAAGCCUGCAUGUGCGGCGUGUGUCCAAGAGAACCAGGAAUCCUCUCUUGGUGUUGGAGUGGCUAUAGGUGUGUGUGUGAUGCUGGUCGUUGAUGCCAUCUGUCUGGGUUUGGCGUUCGUCUUCAGGGACAAACUAGCAAACUGCAUAUCAGGACCAAAGAACAACAGUAACGCAGAAAAGGCAGUAUUCUCUAACAGUUUACAAGCUCCUGCCACAGUGAUGGCACCUGUUGGAAUCCAAACACAAGGUGUAGGCGAUGAGUACGAAGUACCAGUUGACAGGAAUGAUUACGAUGCCCUACAGAGAGAAGCUGCUGACGUUCCCAACACUUAUGAGAAGAUACGAACAUACCAGAAUGUUUGAAACGUUUGCUCAGACAUCAAACGCUUACCUCAGUACCCCUCAAAACCACCGAAUAACAGAACAUCACAGCUAAGCGUCUAAACAAAUCUCGAAAUCAGCUCUGACCAUAUCCGUGACAACUCCGAACACAGCUUCUACUAGGACAAAAUAUAAGCCCCCAUUAACGACCCUAAAGACUUAUUAUCAGAGAAAAACAACCAAGAAGCCAUUUACAUUAAACAGAUUCCAACCAUCCAUCAACCAAGAGUGUUUCUUAUCUCUGACUUACCUGCCAUCAACUCUUCAAAGACUCCUGUCAGACAUAAUCAGUCUGUUUAUGUGUGUGUUCACACAACUGGCUUCACUUGCAUGGACCCGAUUUGCCUUAGAUCUGCUGUGUGUACUAAACAGGCUUCUCUGCUAAAUUGUAAAACACCACAUUAGAUCUGUGUAUAUGCUUCCAUGUACAUCAUUUGCCUGAUAUCGGUCUUUGAUCCGACACCGAAACGUCGCUCCUCAAUGUAAAUAAAGAAGUUGUUCUCCCGAGUAUAUUAUCAUUACAUUAAUAAGACAGUUGAUGCUGUUUCAACUGACAAUUCAAAUAAACAAUAAAAACAUUAACGUU